UCUAAAACGGCGAACCCAGUAUCCCUAACCAUCAACUCUUCAACAAUGCGAUUCAAAUCUCAAACGCCGAAACCAAAAAAGGGAGGGAACUCCAUAAUCUGCAAGGCGGCAAAACUUAACCACAAACACCUCUCUCUCUCCAAGAGUCAAAGGACUACAGACGUCGAGCGGAAGUAUUAUCGGAAGAGGCAGUCCCUUCUAAUCUACCGUCUCUUCCGACUCAUCGCCGGGAGACCUCAGGCUGAAUUCCGUGCUGUCAAACGUUUGCGCAUGCGAAGUAGUAGUUCCAGAGAGUACAACUAUCCAACCGCAGUUCCGUUGUCACAGGUACUAGUGCAUGGAGCUUAAAUGAGAACAUCAUUCAAAUCCAGACACACCUCUCCAGAAGCAGUACUGGAUUCCCUCCGUGGACAGACCUGAUGAGCAAAAACAAAACUAG
Molecule: messenger RNA, 439 nt
Organism: Salvia splendens (bonfire salvia)
Lineage: Eukaryota; Viridiplantae; Streptophyta; Magnoliopsida; Lamiales; Lamiaceae
Exons: 3
Coding region: 46-348 (100 amino acids)
Source: RefSeq, a predicted model, not a curated record